GGUAACAUUUAUAUAGAUGAGCACUGAAGGCACAGUACAGGACUUCUGCUAUGGUGACAAUUGGACAUGACAGUCACUACUUCUAAUACAAGAACUACGAGGCACCAAAUACUACUAGUAAAAAACAGGUUCAGGUCAAACAAAAGCUAGUAAUUCUUCACACAGGCAAGGCUGGUCUAUGAAAGCACUGAGUAAAGGAUGUAGUAGAUGCUAGCAGUUUACUGUUUCAAAAGACAGCUGGGCAAAUCUAUGGUAGAGAACUUUACCAACAAGUGUCAAGUGGGAAAAGAAAAAUAGAAAAACAGCCCAACCAAACAACAAAUCAACAACCCAGACACAAUACAUUGACUUAAAAUUCUCCAAAUCAUAAAACUGCUUAGGAAACUAUCCUGAGAGAACAUCCCUAUCAAAGAAUUGUUAAAUUGAAGAAUUGUUCCCCAAUUAAAGACCAUUGCCAAUGCAAGACGACAACCUACAUACACCUUGAACAGUACUCCAUCCAUUCUUGUGUAGACAUCUUUCUUUUUAAACUAAUAAAACCCUUCUAAACAUGAGCAUCAUUUUCAAUGCAGCUCGUUUUCAAUUGCUCAUAUAUUAAUUUCAUAAUGCUUGACUCACUCUGUCUCUCCCUUGCCUUCCCUUUCUCUCUUUUCAGAUUAAGGAAAAUCCAGAUGGGGUGCAGGUGCUGCAAAAUGAUACAAAGCUAUAUCUUUGAUCCAGAAGAAGUACAAUCAUCUGGAUGUAUUCAUGAACGAAACAGCUAUAAAUACAAUGAACAAGGCAGCAAUAAAUCCAGAUUCAAAGAGGAUAGUGAAAAUGAAGAACCCAAAAAUGAACUCCAAAAGGAUGUGGUAAACAAAACAGAAAAUAAAAAUCCAGAAAACUGUACAACAGAAACUCUCUGGAACCACAGAGGAAAUGAUUGUCAAGAGGAUGGCCUUGUGAAGCAUGCUGCAAAGCUUGAUGUUGCAGUCAAUGGUGGCAACUCCUGUGCUCAGCACCCCAUGCUCAACCCCAACACAAGCCCAAUGAAAGAAACCAGUGAAAAGGGAACUUCCAGCCAGCCAGAGGCUUCUUCAGCCAGUAAUAGAGACUUUCACACCAAAACAAAUAGGUACGGACAAGAACUUGACCUAGAGACAGGCAGUCAGAAUAAGGCAGCCAGCAAUGUGCCUAACAGUAUUCCAGACUCCCAGUCUGCAGAAGACAGCAUCUUUCUCAAAGGAAGCUCAAUACUGGAGACAGAAGACAAUGCCAUAAGACUGCCAGGUAUUGAUUAUCCCCAAAAUGGCAAUCAAACUGGGAACUAUGUUGAAAAAGACAGCUUUUCAGUCAGCUGUGCACAUUCAAACCAAAACACUGGUGUUUCAGCAAUACAGAACCAGGACCUUUGUGUAAUCCCACCUUGGCCUGUGAAAGAGACUUGUAUUGAACCUUUUAAAAGUGACUCUGUGAGGUUGAGUGAGAGCCUUACUGGUGGUAUCACUGCAGUGGCUGUUACCAAAGACACACAGGCACCCACACACACCAGCCAUAAAGAUGUCAAUGGAGGAAUUGAGGAGGAAGAUGCAGAAGUUGCAGCAGCUCUGGCUGCACUGGAAGCUGCAACAGCAGGAGAAGACCUGGAAGAUGAUGAUGAGUACUAGACAGUUUCUUUCUAAUACACUGGGUAAGAUCCAGAUGUUAUUUCUGGAUCCCUAUGAACAGAUGUACAGCACACAUGGAGAACGGUUAUGAACAGCAUAUAUAAAAGGACUAAACCUCGGUCCCUUCAGCUGUUUUAUACAGCCUUUUAAUUUCUACUGCCUGAGGUACAGAAGUGCUUCCUUGACUAAUGGUAAUUCUCUUCUCUUUGGGCCCAAACAGGAGGCAAAAGCAUCAUUUCUUCCACACAGAAUAUUCAAUUGUAUACCCACCUCAUCUGGACUCAUGCAAGUGUUUCCUUUUUUUCCUCAUGAGGGUCUGUACACACUGCAUAUUCCAGGUUCACAAAACUCCCAUUAUUUAAAAUAGGACUAUUGAAGCUAUGGAGUUGGAAACCACUGAUUUUCAUCAUUACCAGAAAAAAACCUACAUAAAUGAGCUAAAGUUCUAUGAACUACUGAAAUGCAAAACAGGGAAGGCAGCUUGGACUGAACUUUACUACGGCUAUGGUUCCAUUAUGGAUUAAGCCUAAAUCUGUGCACGUGCACCCAGCAUUGGAAUGGUAACAUUACUUCUCCCCACACACCUCUACCUUGACCUCUUUGAUACCCCAAGUGUUGCUGCUUCAGUUCCUUAAAAUAGCAGAAGCCCAGCCAAAUCUAGGAGGGUUAGUAACUUUCUAUUGGUUUAACGUGCUGAAGUAGCUCAUGUAAGCAUUGCACAGACACUAUCAGAGAGGCCACAGAGAGAAACUCAGUCCCUACCAGUUUGGAUAGAUUAAAAACUGUUGAAACCUCUGAAUUAUGCUAAAUUUUCCAGGUGCAUGUCACCUGUCUUAACAAGACAGUUUUCAAAAAGGCUGUGUCUCAAACAUACUCAGCAAAAUGUGUUUUGUUUAUACAAAAACAGCAAGAGCCAACAAGGACCCCUCCUCAGCUCUGCUUGUAGUCCCUAAAUUUACAUCAGGAAAGGGACUGACCUUCCAAACUGGAUUAAGUAUAAGAUCUAAAUAUAGCAGCAUUCUUGGAGGGGCUUCAUUUCUAAUGGGAGGAAAAAAAAGGAGGUAGAGACCAAUUUGGUGCUGCCAAUUCAGCAAAAGUAUGGUUGGAAUAGAAAGUGUUUGACAUUUUAUACUGAAAUUUUGUGGUUUCCACAUUUUUGUUAAAAAUUCCUAAUAAAUUUUUCAACCAUAUAAAAAAUAAUCUGGUGGCUUUUGUACUUUAUGCAUUUUCUGAAUAUAAAAAUGACAUUAAAGAAGUUUAAUAAGAUACAACCCUCAUUAGAUACAUGAAAAACACCAACAAUGUAUUUGCCUACAGUAUGUGCCGAUUUUGAUUUCUCAAAACAUUAAUGAUACUUCUAGGAGAAAUUAAAAUAACCUAAAGCCUCAGCUUCUAGAGAACUAUAUUCAGCUACAGGUAAGAGUCACAACAUUGCAUCUGUAAAAUAAAAAAGCUUUAUAUGGUUUUAAA
Parus major (Great Tit) is the source of this 3116-nucleotide messenger RNA. It is a transcript of the gene PGCKA1, whose product is annotated as chromosome 4 C4orf19 homolog. NCBI's taxonomy places the organism in Eukaryota, Metazoa, Chordata, Aves, Passeriformes, Paridae. Bases 567 to 1646 code for a protein of 359 amino acids. The transcript has 2 exons. The record is from RefSeq and is a predicted model, not a curated record.